Molecule: messenger RNA, 4904 nt
Organism: Trematomus bernacchii (emerald rockcod)
Lineage: Eukaryota; Metazoa; Chordata; Actinopteri; Perciformes; Nototheniidae
Product: serine/threonine-protein phosphatase 4 regulatory subunit 3-like
Exons: 16
Coding region: 320-2698 (792 amino acids)
Biological process (GO): DNA damage response; protein dephosphorylation
Cellular component (GO): nucleoplasm; protein phosphatase 4 complex
Molecular function (GO): protein phosphatase activator activity
Source: RefSeq, a predicted model, not a curated record
GAAAAAGAACACAAGAUCGGAUUACAAGAUGGCGGUCUGUGGACGUUAGCAAGAAGGCCGUUAGAGUUGUUGUGUUCUCUGUGAAUUUGACUGUUUAACAAUAGGCCUCCCGUUAAGUUGUUACACACCGUGAACGGAAUAUGUUUAUAAAAUAGCGACUGAUACAUUUCUCUCCUGUUGUGAAAUUCACUUAGACGUGCAUGUUGUGUAACAUGCGGGUGGAAACAAAGUUAACAGGUCGAGGGUAGAGAACACCAGACGGGGUGAGGUGAUAGCUUGUUAGCAUCCUGCUAGCCUGCUAGCUCCGACUCGGUUCACCAUGUCGGACACUCGGCGGCGAGUGAAAGUAUAUACGCUAAAUGAAGACCGUCAGUGGGACGAUCGGGGCACCGGACACGUUUCUUCUACGUUUGUUGAACGGCUAAAGGGAAUAUCAUUAUUAGUUCGGGCCGAAUCAGACGGAUCUCUACUAUUGGAGUCGAAGAUAAGCCCGAAUACUGCAUAUCAGAAACAACAGGACACACUGAUUGUCUGGUCGGAAGCUGACAAUUAUGACCUUGCCCUAAGUUUCCAGGAAAAGGCAGGCUGCGAUGAGAUAUGGGAGAAGAUCUGCCAGGUUCAAGGCAAGGACCCUGCCCUGGACAUUACCCAGGACCCCAUUGAUGAGUCGGAGGAGGAACGCUUUGAGGAGAUUCCAGAGACGAGCCACCUGGUGGAGCUCCCUCCUUGCGAGUUAAGCCGACUGGAGGAGAUCGCUGACCUGGUUACAUCUGUCCUCUCUUCACCCAUCAGGAGAGAAAAACUGGCCCUGGCCCUAAUGAGCGAAGGCUACAUCAAGAAACUCCUGGGUCUCUUCAGAGUAUGCGAGGACCUGGACAACAGGGAAGGCCUACAUCAUCUCUAUGAGAUUGUUCGGGGUGUCUUGUUCCUUAAUAAAGCGGCCCUAUUCGAGGUGAUGUUCUCUGAUGACUGUAUCAUGGAUGUGGUUGGAUGCCUUGAGUAUGACCCGGCGCUAGUUCAGCCUAAACGGCACCGGGAAUUCUUGACCAAGACGGCAAAGUUUAAAGAAGUGAUCCCGAUCACGGACUCUGAGCUGCGGCAGAAGAUCCACCAGACCUACCGGGUGCAGUACAUCCAGGACAUCAUCCUGCCCACGCCGUCUGUUUUUGAGGAGAACUUCCUGUCCACACUCACCUCCUUUAUCUUCUUCAACAAGGUGGAGAUUGUCAGUAUGUUGCAGGAGGACGAGAAGUUCCUUACAGAGGUGUUUGCACAGCUCACAGAUGAAGCCACAGAGGACAGUAAAAGGAGAGAGCUUGUGAACUUUGUCAAGGAAUUCUGCGCUUUUUCACAGACGUUGCAGCCACAAAACAGAGAUGCUUUCUUUAAAACUCUGGCAAAUCUAGGAAUUUUACCUGCUCUUGAAAUAGUCAUGGGAAUGGACGACCUGCAGGUGAGGGCAGCAGCUACAGACAUCUUCUCUUACCUGGUGGAAUUCAGCCCCUCCAUGGUCAGGGAGUUUGUCAUGCAGGAGCCUCAGCAGACGGACGACGAUGUCCUGCUGAUAAAUGUGGUGAUCAAGCAGAUGAUUUGUGACUCCGACCCAGAGUUGGGGGGGGCUGUCCAGCUCAUGGGUCUGCUCAGGACGCUCAUCGACCCCGAGAACAUGCUCGCUUCCACCAAUAAAACGGAGAAGACAGAGUUUCUGAGUUUCUUCUACAAGUACUGCAUGCACGUCCUCACCGCUCCUCUGCUGGCCAACACGGCACAUGACAAAAUCUCAAAAGAUCUGCAGGAGGGAUCAACUAAGAUCAACCCGGUCUGUCCAGACAACUUCCAGACGGCUCAGCUGCUGGCACUGAUCCUGGAGCUGCUGACCUUCUGUGUGGAGCACCACACCUACCACAUAAAGACCUACAUCAUGAACAAAGACCUGCUCAGGAGAGUGCUGGUGCUAAUGAACUCAAAACACACCUUCCUCGCUCUUUGUGCCCUUCGUUUCAUGCGCAGGAUCAUUGGCCUGAAGGACGAGUAUUACAACCGCUAUAUCAUCAAAGGGAACCUGUUUGAGCCCGUCAUUAACGCCCUGCUGGACAACGGCACCCGAUACAACCUCCUCAACUCCGCCACCAUAGAGCUCUUUGAGUUCAUUAAAGUGGAGGAUGUUAAGUCUCUCAUCGCUCACAUUGUGGAUAACUUCUACAAAGCACUUGAAUCCAUCGAGUAUGUCCAGACUUUCAAGGGCCUGAAGGGCCGAUACGAGCAGGAAAAAGACCGACAGAGUCAGAGACUCAACAGAUAUCGCAGAGAUGCACGGUCGAUGGACGAGGACGAGGAGUUGUUGUUCAACGACGACGAUGAUGAUGAUGAAAGCGAGGCUGUGGAGAAGAGCCGGAUGGAGGAAGACUUCGCCGACAGCUACGGAAAGUACAUGGAAGCCAAAAAAGGAGCUGCCAACGGAGCUAAUGGUGCCAACAAUAACGGGAAAGCUGCUGUAAGCCCCCCCGCCUCACAGGCCGUCACUCCAAACAACAGUUCAGCUUCCUCCGUCAAAACCGUUGUUCUUCCUGCCACACCAGUAGUGAAGACUGCUAUGGUUGGUUUGGUGGACUACCCAGAUGAUGAGGAUGAAGAGGAAGAAGAGGAGGAGGAGGAGGAAGAGCAGUCUCCAAGAAAGCGGCCCCGCCUGAGCUCUUAAGGCUAACUUUCCUCUGUUUGGUCGUAGCGGACGGACACCGAGUCCCUCCCCUCCUCCUCCUCUGGUCGUCUCAUUGGUCCUUGGCCUGCCUGUGCCACCUGUCCGUCUCGCUGAGGAGUCGGGCGAAGACGAGCUCCCACCUCACCCUGUCCUUCCUCAUCUCUGCUCCUCUUCUGUCCCUCGUGGAAGGGGAUGGACAACUUAUUUUCUCGAAAAGAAAAAGACAAAUCAGUCUGUUUCUUCAGCCUGUUGAUUUUACCUCUUCCUUUUACUCCUGUAGAAGAUCCCCAAAUCUCCUUUCUGAACUCACCCCCCCCCCCCCCCCCCCCCCCACACUUCUUCUGCUCCCCCUGUUCUGACCUCCUCCUGAACAACUUUCUCCUCCUCAUCCUCCAUCCAAACGUACCGACCAGAGAGCCUGCGGUGGACGUAUCGAUGCCAAGGCGGUUUCCAACUCUGCUCUGUUGCUAUAGCAACAGUAGCAAGGAAGCUGCGGUACUACCCCCCCCCCCCCCCCCCACAGGAGCCCUCACGUGUCCUCGAUCUGAACUCUCCCCUUCCAUCCUCCAACACCAAAAGCAAUGAGCUCCAGAGACAGAGGAAGCCAGUGUAUGAAGCGUCCAGCAGCCAGUCAGGCUAGCAGGACGAGCCGUCGGAUAGAGCUUGACUGGCUGAGCCGUGAGUGCCGCCCUGCCACAGAACUCUUCAAUUCGGUCGGGAAAAAAAAUGGUCUAUAAAGAAGGAAAAUGAUGUGUUGAGAGACGAGGGGGGGGGGGGGGGGGGUCACAAAUGACAAAAUGUACCAGGGUGAAAACUCGGUGGUAAUGAGGCUUAGAUCCACAGGAGCAAGACUCAAACCUACAAAAGCCAUGGCGUCAGUCCGGCCAAGGCACACACACACACACACACACACACACAACACACACAUGACGACGUCUCACACACAUGACGACGUCUCACACACAUGACGACGUCUCACACACAGGACGACGUCUCACACACAGGACGACGUCUCACACACAGGACGACGUCUCACACACAGGACGACGUCUCACACACAGGACUGCGUUUGCCAGAAAUCCUGUAUUUCAUGAAUUUGUUAAAAAGUACUGUACAGAUGAAUUUUUUUCUUUUUAAUCAUUUUUCCCUGAUCUAAUUUUCAAGGGGGGAGAGAGAGAUACCUGCCGACCUGUGUAUUUUUGUUGUUGUUGCACAAAAGGUGGGGUCACUGUUCACCCUUUUAAGUCCAGUUCAUUUGAUUAAAUGUAAAAUGCAGAGAAGUUGAAAAUGCUGGUUUUACAAAAACGUAUUAAAACUGCAGUAAAGUCAUUUUGCAGCCAACAAUUUGAGGAUGUCUGGAGUUUUGUAUUUUAGUGAAUCUAACUAUUUAGUGGCCUCGUUAAGAUGCACACAAAGCCCAGCCUUUGUUUUAAUUUGGUGACAAACCUGAGCUGUCGGUGUGCUUAGAGUAGAUUUAGUGCACACUCUUGUAUCAGGAGGUUCAAAACUUGGCACCCUUCUCUCUGACAGAUCUCAGGUUCAGAUUUAAUUUGCAUCAGACAAAAAAGAAAAGCUCCCCUGCUCUGUGCACUGUGACUCCGCUGGCUGGUGAAACAUCUUGCAAUUAUAACUGAAUGAAGAAUUCUCAUGAGCUACAAGGGGCUUUCAUUUUAGGUUUGACCAUAAAACAACUGCACAUCAAAAACAAGUCGAAGGACAUAUCUUUAAUUCAAACUAUGAUCAGAUGAGAUGUUUUUUUUUUUUAUUAGUUAUGAUGAAAAUGUUUUAACCCAAUGGUUGAUGUGCAGUUUUAGAGUCGAACGGUGUUGUUUAAGUGGAGUAUUUCGGACAUUUUAUUGUCGGGUUGAAAACAUUUCCCCCUGGUCUCACCACAAGCACACUGAGAAGCAGAUGAAGGUAAUCGAUAUUAGCUAAAACCACCAGAUCACACAGACCUAGAACUUCUGAGCUAUGAGCAGCAGGGUAGGAGCACAAAGUGAAAUUAUUAUUAUUAUUAUUAUUAUUGCCAAUGUGCUUUCAGGAGUUCAGCAGAACCCGAGCAGUCUGUCAGCGUCUCCCAACAACACGACUGUUUUGCUGCCCCUUGAUGAAUUUGUACCAAGUGCAUUUACUACCACUAUCCAUUCUUAACAUUUGUAUGACUUUAUUUGAUAAGUUUUGAAAUUAAAUGUGACCCUGACAUUGA